Messenger RNA from Phragmites australis (common reed), 1924 nucleotides. Its product is annotated as zinc finger protein WIP2-like. The record is from RefSeq and is a predicted model, not a curated record. Gene Ontology annotation, biological process: anatomical structure development; regulation of gene expression. Bases 136 to 1281 code for a protein of 381 amino acids. Gene Ontology annotation, cellular component: nucleus. Lineage: Eukaryota; Viridiplantae; Streptophyta; Magnoliopsida; Poales; Poaceae. Gene Ontology annotation, molecular function: DNA-binding transcription factor activity. The transcript has 2 exons.
ACUACAACCUCAUUUACACCUUUAGGGCUGCAACCACACGCCUCUCUCUCAUAGCUAGUAGUUCCCCCUCUCUCUAUAAUAGUUCCCCCUCUCCCUCCCAUCCACAUCUCUUCCCAGCCCAGCUGCCCCUCCACCAUGGGAGACCCCUACACCAAUUUCCUCAGAGGCUACUACUCCCACUUUCCUCGCAGCUCCAACCCUCCCCCUGCAGCCUUCUUCUCCAGCUACGCCUCCUCCAACCUCCACCCGCCUCCCCCCUCCCCUCCCACCAGGGAAGCCCUCCCCCUCCUCAGCGGCCUCACGCCGUCGUCAACAACCCAUCACCACCACCAACACCACGACGACGUCCAAGGUCAGAAGGAUGCCUGCAACUGCAAGCUCGUCACCUCCUGCAACAGCAGCAGCGGCCAAGAAGCAGCCGAUCAGGCCGGGGAGGUCACGGUGGCCUUGCACAUCGGCCUGCCCAGCCCCAGCCCCUCUGAGUCGUUGGCAGCGGCAGCCAGUUCGGAGAACCGAGAAGGAGCAGGGGCGUCGGCGGCAGAAGGGAGGAGCCAGCAAGAGGAAGGCCAUGAAGGAGAAGCGGAGGAAGGGGAGGAAGCCAUGGCGGUGGGCUGCGCGUCCAUCGGGAUCGGGAGGCUGACGAAAGGGCAGUACUGGAUACCCACCCCGUCGCAGAUCCUCAUUGGGCCCACCCAGUUCUCCUGCCCCGUCUGCUACAAGACCUUCAACCGAUACAAUAAUAUGCAGAUGCACAUGUGGGGGCACGGGUCGCAGUACCGGAAGGGGCCGGAGUCGCUGCGGGGCACGCAGCCAACGGCGAUGCUGCGGCUGCCGUGCUACUGCUGCGCGGCGGGGUGCCGGAACAACAUCGACCACCCGCGGGCGCGGCCGCUCAAGGACUUCCGCACGCUGCAGACGCACUACCGCCGGAAGCACGGCAUCAAGCCCUUCAUGUGCCGCAAAUGCAGCAAGGCCUUCGCCGUGCGCGGCGACUGGCGCACUCACGAGAAGAACUGCGGCAAGCUCUGGUACUGCGCCUGCGGCUCCGACUUCAAGCACAAGCGCUCGCUCAAGGACCACAUCCGCGCCUUCGGCCGCGGCCACGCCGCCUGCGGCAUCGACUGCUUUGACGACAUCGAUGAUGAUGACUGCGAUCCCUCGUCAGAGAUCGACCACGCCACUACCAGCACUAGUACCACUGUCGCCGCACCGGCCGCCGCCGGCAAUGCUCACCACCUCUGGACGCCGCCGUCGAGAGGCUCAGGCGACCAGCCACUAUAGGGUGAGUACGUACGGCACUUUACGUAGCCAACAUGCAACGUAUACUUGUGUGUGUGAGGUGUGGCCGGAAAGAGCUGAGUAUAGGUAGUGCAACAAAGCAAAGGGUUUUUCAUUAAUCGACGAACAUAUAAGCAGGAGGGGUUGAUGCAUGCAUAAUGCAUGCUUAAGGUUCUAAUUGUUUGGGUAGCCCGUAGCCUAGCUAGCUUCAUUGUAUGUGUAGACUUGAUGUGGUAUAUGGUGAGUUAUUGGUGAUAUAUACAGAUUGUUAACUUGAGAGAAUAAUGCAUCUUGCACAUAUAUGCAUGCAAGUGAUGCAGAUCCUACUAUAUAGUAGUAGCACAUGUCCUGGUAUUUUUGUCUUUGUUUUUGGGAUUUUUCUUCUUUUAUUUUAGCAUGAUAUAUAAUUUAUGGAGGUACGGUGUAACCAAAUUGUUGAGAUGGCUGAAAUUUACAGGUGAUCAGAUGGAGUAAAUUCAUGCAAAAUGCUGACAUAUAAUUUGAGAUUUUUCUUUGCAAAAUGCACGCAAAUAGAAUGCAAAUAAUUAAUCUCCUAGACUGCUUAGACUUUUGUGCAUGCUGCAUGUAAACCAGUUGGUCCCUGAGAGACUCUGAAGUAUAUAUGAAUUUCCUGUAACUAAAUGAU